AUGGGCUUGGGAUCCAAGAGGAGUGUAGCCAGUGAAAAGGAAAAACUGAAAGAACUGGUAUCCCACAUCUCAGAGCAGGAUAUCCUGUUGACACUGGUAGACAAGGGAGUUCAAGGACAAUUCUUAACAUGGGAAAACACCAUGCAGCUAGACCUAGGUUGGAACAACCUUAUUUACAACUACAAGAUGAGCCCUGCUCUUCUUAAGUUCCACCUCAAUGCAACCCAUGACGUUGCAAAUACUCCAGCAAACAUGAGCCUGUGGAACUAUGCUGACACAGGACACUGUCCACUUUGCGGAUGGAGACACUGCAACAUUAAGCACAUUUUGGUAGCCUGCAACUUCUCGCUGAACAACAAACGAUACAAUUGGAGGCAUGACAACGUGCUGCGGGUCAUUGCGAAAUCCCUACUGGAUCAAAUCGAGAAGUUCAACAACAAAGAUUUUAAACUUGAAGUUCAGGACUGGACAGGCUUCAAGUCAUCUAGCAGCUGUUACCAAAAACCGAAGACGAAGAUGAAAAGAGAGAGCCCUUUUGAGAAAGACCAAGAUUGGCAGAUUAUCUGGGACGAAGAUGACCUCCCAGCACAGUUCCCCAGCACAUCUACGGAACUGCAGAACGUCCCGAUAUUGUAG
This is a messenger RNA of Bolinopsis microptera, 636 nucleotides long. RefSeq lists its product as uncharacterized. The coding region runs from base 1 to 636 and encodes 211 amino acids. The transcript has a single exon. The record is from RefSeq and is a predicted model, not a curated record. NCBI's taxonomy places the organism in Eukaryota, Metazoa, Ctenophora, Tentaculata, Lobata, Bolinopsidae.